CAUAUACCGUAUUUUUCGCUCCUUAAGAUGCACCUGACAAUAAGAUGCACCUAGGUUUUAGAGGCAGAAAACAGGAAAAAAAAUAUUCUAAACCAAUGGACUGCAGACACAGUACAGGAGAUGACCAGAGACUGCGGACACAGUACAGGAGAUGACCAGAGACUGCGGACACAGUACAGGAGAUGACCAGAGACUGCAGACAUAGUACAGGAGAUGACCAGAGACUGCAGACAUAGUACAGGAGAUGACCAGAGACUGCAGACAGUACAG
This is a messenger RNA of Staurois parvus, 270 nucleotides long. Lineage: Eukaryota; Metazoa; Chordata; Amphibia; Anura; Ranidae. The record is from the annotation of a GenBank genome assembly.